AUGAUCCUUUUGCGAACUCAACUCUGGAUUCUCUUUCUCGCGGUUGUGGUCAACGCUAGCCAUGGACAUACCGACUUGAGGAUUGUCAAUAGGCUGGUCAGCCCGGAUGGAUUCAAUCGUUCGGCUGUAUUGGCUGCGGGAACAUUCCCUGGUCCUUUGAUCCACGGAAAGAAGAAUGAUGGAUUUCGAAUCAAUGUCAUCAAUGAGCUCACAGAUGUCAACAUGGUCCGAAGUACAAGCAUCCACUGGCAUGGGAUAUUCCAAAACACGACAAACUGGGCAGACGGAGCAGCCUUUGUCAGUCAGUGCCCAAUCGCACCCAACGAGUCUUUUCUCUACGAUUUCCAAGCUAAGAACCAAGCUGGAACGUUCUGGUAUCACUCACAUGUCUCCACACAGUAUUGCGAUGGCCUUCGCGGCCCUCUUGUUGUAUAUGAUCCCAGUGACCCGCAUCGUCACUUGUACGACAUCGACGAUGAGUCAACCGUAAUCACUCUGGCUGACUGGUACCAUAUUUUUGCGCCGACGGCUGCCGGUCAAUCGCCGCCUCCCGUCUCGGCUACCACAAUCAUCAAUGGUAAGGGGAGGUACCCCUCUGGGCCUCAAGUUUCCCUUUCUGUAAUCAACGUUCAGCACGGCAAACGAUAUCGUUUCCGCAUCAUAGCCAUGUCGUGUGACCCAAAUUUUACGUUCUCCAUCGAUGGCCAUGAUUUUGUUGUAAUUGAAGCCGACGGGGAAAACACCCAACCUUUGCUAGUUGACGAACUUCAGAUUUUUCCAGGACAGAGGUACUCGGUUGUGUUCACUGCAGAUAAACCUAUAGCGAAUUAUUGGGUUCGCGCGCUACCCAAUAGGGGCGUCCAAGGGUUCCAAGGGGCAGUCAACUCCGCCAUAUUGCGAUACGCUGGAGCGCCGGUGCAUGUGGAUCCAUUAUCUACACAAGCGCCUAGUAUCCGCCCACUUCGGGAAACGGACUUGCACUCUCUCUCUGACCCCGCUGCCCCCGGCCCUACUACUCCAGCUGGUGAGGGCGUGGUGGCGUUGAACCUGGCGUUGUCCUGGGAUCCUAUCGACGUUAAAUUCAAGAUGAACAGUGUGCCAUGGAUUCCGCCAACAGUCCCUAUAUUGCUACAAAUUUUGAGCGGAGCGCGGACGGCUAAUGAGCUCUUACCUUCGGGCUCGGUUUAUCCCCUUCCGAGGAAUAGAGUUAUUGAGAUUUCUUUGCCUGGGUUGGAUCUCGGUGGCCCCCACCCCUUUCACUUACACGGUCACAGUUUCUCUGUCAUCCGGAGCGCAGGUAGCUCAGUGUACAACUACCUCGACCCGGUGCGCCGCGACACUAUUAGCACUGGCCUAGCUGCGGCAGGUGAUAAUGUUACCAUUCGUUUCGUGACGGAUAAUUCGGGGCCAUGGUUCUUACACUGUCAUAUUGAUUGGCAUCUGGAUCUUGGAUUGGCCGUUGUCCUCGCUGAAGAUACCCCCGGAACGCCCACAUUGGAUCCCGUCCCUGGCGCUUGGGAGUCCCUGUGUCCGGCGUACGAUCACCAGUUUUGA
Molecule: messenger RNA, 1554 nt
Organism: Laccaria bicolor S238N-H82
Lineage: Eukaryota; Fungi; Basidiomycota; Agaricomycetes; Agaricales; Hydnangiaceae
Gene: lcc7
Product: laccase, multicopper oxidase, benzenediol:oxygen oxidorectuctase
Exons: 11
Coding region: 1-1554 (517 amino acids)
Molecular function (GO): copper ion binding; oxidoreductase activity
Source: RefSeq, a predicted model, not a curated record